Molecule: messenger RNA, 348 nt
Organism: Mya arenaria
Lineage: Eukaryota; Metazoa; Mollusca; Bivalvia; Myida; Myidae
Exons: 1
Coding region: 1-348 (115 amino acids)
Source: RefSeq, a predicted model, not a curated record
AUGAGACAAUCGGACAACGUACCGAGUGACGGGGUGAAAAUGAGACAAUGGGACAACGUACCGAGUGACGGGGUAAAAAUGAGACAAUGGGACAACGUACCGAGUGACGGGGUGAAAAUGAGACAAUGGGACAACGUACCGAGUGACGGGGUGAAAAUGAGACAAUGGGACAACGUACCGAGUGACGGGGUGAAAAUGAGACAAUGGGACAACGUACCGAGUGACGGGGUGAAAAUGAGACAAUGGGACAACGUACCGAGUGACGGGGUGAAAAUGAGACAAUGGGACAACGUACCGAGUGACGGGGUGAAAAUGGGACAAUGGGACAAGUUCCCAGUGACGGGGUGA